Hevea brasiliensis (rubber tree) is the source of this 1288-nucleotide messenger RNA. Its product is annotated as metalloendoproteinase 3-MMP-like. Gene Ontology annotation, biological process: proteolysis; extracellular matrix organization; collagen catabolic process. Gene Ontology annotation, cellular component: extracellular matrix. The record is from RefSeq and is a predicted model, not a curated record. Lineage: Eukaryota; Viridiplantae; Streptophyta; Magnoliopsida; Malpighiales; Euphorbiaceae. The transcript has a single exon. Bases 216 to 1154 code for a protein of 312 amino acids. Gene Ontology annotation, molecular function: zinc ion binding; metalloendopeptidase activity.
GCAAGUUAUUUCCCUUUUGUAUAUAUACUAAACUCACAAUAACACCAGUCGUGAGACGUAAUGCUGGUCAAUGGUCAUAGAGUUGAGACCAACUCAUUCUUCUAAAUAAAUACACAUAUGGAAGACUGCUGACUCAUUCUUCUCACCGUAUGAUGAUAUAAAUAGCCACAAGAGCUUUGAGUUGCUGCCAUACCCAAUACAAGCUCAACUUUAUCAUGAUCAUGGCUUCUAAUUGUAUAGCUUUUCCCAUCUUCUCAUUCACUCUCAUUGUCUUCAUUUCUCUCCUUUCUCAUGCAGCUUUAGCCAACCCUAAUGAUGAAAAAUCAUCGCCAUUUGAUUUCCUUAAGCAUCUUCAAGGAUGCCAUAAGGGUGACAACCUUAAAGGCAUCCAUGAGCUCAAAGCCUACCUUGAACAUUUUGGUUACUUGAAUUAUAAAAACCAAUCCCAAGCCAAUGAUGAUGAUUUUGAUGAUUUGUUAGAGUACGCUAUUAAAACUUACCAGCUGAAUUACCAUUUAAAGGUCACUGGGUCCUUGGAUUCCCAAACGGUGUCCAAGAUGAUGAUGCCUCGAUGUGGGGUGCCAGACAUCAUUAACGGCACCACUCGGAUGAUCUCCGGCAAGGAAAACCACCACCAUAGCUCUACUUCUUUCCAUACAGUCGCUCACUAUUCAUUCUUCCCUGGAAAUCCCAAAUGGCCAGCUUCUAAGUACAACCUUGCCUACGGGUUUCUUCCCCGAACCCCAGUCAAAGCCAUGGACCCUGUUACGAGAGCUUUCCAAACAUGGGCUACAAACACGCAUUUCAGAUUUUCCAAGGUACAAGAUUAUAGAACUGCCGAUAUCACAAUAGGGUUUCACAGUGGCAGGCAUGGGGAUGGGAGUCCUUUUGAUGGACGUGGUGGAAUUCUGGCUCAUGCUUUUGCACCGCAAGAUGGACGAUUCCACUAUGAUGCCGAUGAGGCAUGGACAGUGGGUGCAACCCAAGGUGCAUUCGACUUGGAGACUGUUGCUUUGCAUGAAAUAGGGCAUCUGCUUGGACUUGGGCAUAGCUCAGUGGAAGGGGCUAUUAUGUUUUCGUCUAUUCCUUCUGGAGUGACUAAGGGUCUGCACAGAGAUGAUAUCCAAGGGAUUCGUGCAUUAUAUAACGUUUGACAUCCAAUUCCAAUUUCUUGCAUCAAUUUUAUUACUUUUUAGUAUCACUUGUAUUUUCAAACAACACUAUAAAAUGUAAGAAAAUGUAAUAAAGGUCAAGAUGUUGACUUUGCUACAACAAAUAUAGGCCAUAA